UUUUUCAAUUUUCCAGAAGUGUGGGUACCCACAAGUAAGAAUUUGCAUUUACAAUAUGUUCAAUGACAACUAUCACUGCUUCUUUUCAGUGGUAUGAAUAGUAAAAAUGUCUAUAAUCAUGCACGAUUCAUAUAGUCACGCGGAACUUUAGGCAUCCUUGAAAUAUACUUGCAUCAUCAAGAAACUUUUGUGCAAUUGCCAAAACACUGUCAGCAUGGCUUCAAAAAACUUGAUGGAGUUUGAGCAAGCCAUGAAAUAUAUGGAACCCAUGGAAGUGAACGAUUAUCUUCAAAAAACACUGGACUUUUUGAAAAGAAACAACAGUGAAGUAUACUUUCCCUCCAUCUCGCCUUACGUCGAGGGGUUCUUGGUGAAUUUGGUCACUGAUACAAGAAAUUUGAAGAGCAAGGCCUUCAAGGUUCAGGACAGAGUUCUUGCCGAAGAGAUAAUCGGAGUCCUGGAGAUGUCCCGGGAGGUGUUUAGGUGGACACAUGCUUAUGAGAAUGGAAACCUCUUAGUGUACAAAAAGAUAUUUUCUAAUAAGAUUAAGAAAAAGCCAAUCAAGCUGAGGGCUUUACUGCUUGAAAAAGUACCCAAGAAUGGCAACAAAUCAAAAAAAGAUAAAGAAAAACCUAACAAUAAAGUUAGUGAGAAAAAGAAUAAAGAUGAAACACACAAGGCCAAAAAUGUGUCCAAUAGUCCGCAUAAAGAAAAUCAAGAUUCUAAUAUUCAGACUGAUCAGUCUCUAGCCAACAGUUUUCUUGAUCCAUAUUACGCCGACGCCGCUACCACUAUCCCUUCUCUGAGCCUCCUUUCACAUAUAACUGAGAAAUUCUUCACCAAAACGGUGGUCGCUCUCACAGAAUUUGCGGACAAUGAGAAUAGCAAGAUGAAGACGUUCAGUCACCUUUCGGAGGGAGAGGUCGAGUUCGUGAAGGAGGUUUUAUCAUUUGCAGAAACCAUAACGGUGCGAAACAUGUUGAUGCCGAAAUACCGCAUGUUACUGUGGAAACUGGAUCGUGUCGUAAAGGAGGCGAUUAAAACUUGCGAAUUGACUUAUACCGUCAUUGAGAAAGACAGAAGUAUAACAUGGAUUAAAAUCCAAAAAUCGGCUGGAGCCCUUUCAACAUCCCCAGACAUCGAAUCUUCGGCCCUUCCACCACUAGAGCUUCUCACAAACAUAACGGAGCCAUUCUUCAAACAAACUAUUAUUCGUUUAACGGAGUUUGCGGACGAUGCGAGGUUCGUGAGUCGCACUUUCAGGCAACUGAAGGAAGAAGAAAUAUUCUUUAUUAAGAAUAUUAGACAGUUGGCAGGGUCCACCAAGGUCCGCGAAUUGUUCGACCCGCAGUACCGGGACCUGCUCUGGAGGCUCAACUACAGUAUCAAUGAAGCUGCCAACAUCUGUAAGAUAACUACGAGCGUCAACGACAAGGAGAGAAGCAUAACUUUAAAGAAAACGCCAAAAUUUGCUACACCAGCUCCAGUGCCACCAAAAGUCCAGCCAAACGUUUCAACGGGAGCCAGAAGCAAAUCGAUGGUGCCGAUGAAAGCGAGGGACCGAUCUUUGAGUAGAGACAGAUUAAUACAGUUCGAAAAAGGCGGGAAGCCUACCACAGACGUCAUAGACUUGACCACAGACAAGGAAUCAGUGCAAGAGCGCGGCCGCAGCUUGAGCAGGCGGACGGCGAAGCUGCUUGAAGACUUGUCUACGCCUGUCGAGAGCGACAUCGGGAUGAGGAUGAUGAUGAUGAUGGGGUGGCGGGGCGGAGCACUGGGGGCUCGCGGCGACGGCAUCAUGGAGCCCGUCAUGCCGAACAUCGACCAGCCCAAACGAGGCGGGCUAGGUCACGUGCCACCUCCUAAAGUGGUGCCUCGCAAGCCGAUCGACUUCCGGUUGAUGCUGCUGCAUAACCUGCUCGACUUCCUGUUACAUGACGAGUGGAAGAAGGAGAUCCUGUUCAAGGAGCCCCUAGUAGAAAGAGAGCGCAAGUUCUUCCAGAGCCUCCUGACGUCAGUGAACGGCCGCCACAAGAUACAACUUACGGAGAAAGAAAAGGAGUACAUAGCGAGAAUAUACAGCAGGCUAGCGGACUACCCUACUAUGGAGCUUAGAGGAGACAUCUCUAAAGAUCUCAAAACAGUGACCCUACAGAAGCUCCUAGACCGUCCGCUGCGGGCGCUCAACAUCAAAAUACCAAAACCGAAGACCCUUCAGACCCAGCCUCCCCCCCAACCAACCCCUACUGCCCCCAAUGAUAAGGCGGACAUAGAAGUUGUCAUCACUAGAGAUGAUGUGUCGAGGGUCAUACCGCACAUAGAUAUCACUCAGAUGGAAGUCGCGGCUACUCCACAGGCAAUCAGGAAGAGAGCCCUACGGUUGGUGUUUCUAACGAAACUGGCUGAAGCGCUGAGCUGGGACUGGUGGGAUCAGAUUACGUUCAAAUACGAGGAAGGUGGCAUCGCAAUGCCCAUAAGAACUUUCUUCCUCAGUGUGGUGGUGCACCUCAACAACAGGGACCGGUGCCUCACCCUGUUUGGCGCUGAGGCCCCGCUGUUCGAGGCCAUGUUGGGGCCCUUGUUGGAGGCCAAGGGGGCACGGGGGCUCGCUGUUGAAUUUAAGCCGCCCUCAAAAUUAAUACUUAGCAGGACGCGAAUUAUUAAAGAAGAGAGCCUGCCUAAUAAUUUUGCUAAACUCAAAGUCAGUGACAAAAAUAACGACAGCAAUGUCAAAUCAAACAACCCCCAUGAAAAGGAAACUUCAAAAGAAUUAAAUACCACCAAUGUUAUUGAAAAUGUUGAUAAUUCAAAAGUUAAAGGGAUUGCGAGAGAUGACCUUGAAGAUACAGCUAGCGCUAUUGGCGUAAACAUUAAAGAUAAUAUAAUAAAUAAGAAAUCUGCUAAAAGCGAUGGACUAGAUGAAAGCAUCAUAUUUAUUCACGCAAUCGAGAAUGAACCGAAAGCCGUAACUAGAAAAGAGGUAGAUAUGGACGUUAAUAAUAAUAAAGAUGAUUAUUUGACUCAAAUACGCAAUGAAAAUGCUCUGGGAAGAACAAGUCCUGGGACUAAUAAUGUUGAAAAUAAAACCGUUAAUAAUCAUACUAAUAUAACUAUUCGGAACGAUAAUUUAAAAGACAUAAAAGUAGAAUGCGAUAGUCAAAAUUUGAUUGAAUCCACCGAAACUCAAAUAGAAGGAUUGGAGAUUAAAAUUGAAACCGAUGAUAAUGUAGAACGUAAUGAAGAUAAGGGAAAUUAUAUUUUGAUGAAUAUUGAAGAAAUUAAGAAGGAAAUGACUGAUUAUGAAGCUGAUAAUCUUAAUAUAGCGGGACUGUCUGAUUUAGAUAAAGAUAUACGGGAUUUAGAGAUGACUAUUUUAAAUUCAGAAGCUGUUGCCUGUCAUGUGAAGACAGAAAAUUAUUCUAAUGAUGCCAGUGAUUUUGAAAUGGCGCUGUCAGAGACUGAUCUCAGCUUUAUAAUAAAGCAAGAAAACGACGAUUCUAAUAUAAGUGGUAAACGAUCUCACAGUAACUCAAUUUGCUCACAAGAAUUGGACCCGAAAAAAACUAAAAUCAACACAGAAUGUGAUGAAAAUGUAGUGAUAAUUAAACCAAAGAAUCCAGACGAGAUAAUGACGGAAGAUAUGAUAAAAGAAGUACAAAUAGUAAUGGCUAAAGAACUAGAUAAAACCGGUGGGUUUCUACCGCUACUUAAAUGUCAUGGCGUUCAAAAUGGCGGACUGGUAUAUAGUUGCCAUGACGAAGACGAUGUUGCCUGGAUGAAAAAAGUAAUCAAUGAUGCCAACUUAGAAUUAAAAAUAGUUAAUAAUAAAGAUUUUGGUUUAAGGAAAAGUAGAGAGUUGCUUAUCAAAAUUAACAGUUACAUUCCUUUGGAUACUAAGAAAAUAUUUCGUAAAUUGGAAAUUUACAAUGUAGGGUUAGAUACUAAAUUUUGGAAAGUUUCAUACAAAGAGGCAUCUAGUACCUUUGUAUUGUUUAUAGUUACUGUGGACGAGAAAUCUUUCAAGUAUAUUUCAGAUGAAAAUUUCUCUCUGUACUGUGGUAUAGAUAAAGCUCAAUUUAGUGUUAUUUAUUAAAUUACCUCGAUGUACCUGAUUUAUGUAAGUUUAACACUACCUCGCCAUAUUGUUAAGUAAAGAAUAUAUUUUAUUCUUAAGUGGCCCACUGAUUAACAGUCCGCCAGACGGUAUCGGCCUGUCAGUUAGAACAAAAUUUUGACAGUUCCGAACAACUGACAGGCCGAAACCGUCCGUCGGACUGUUAAUCAGUGGGCCCCUUUAAACAGUUGUAGUCUGUUGGUAUAUUAAAUAAAUAAUAUACAGUUACUAGUGUUAUUUGGGAGCAAAUACAAAAGGUAUUUAUAAUGACAAUACUUUGCAUUUAACUGUGACCCACAGCACAGAGACAUUUAAAGUCUACUGUAAAAAAAAAACAAGCAGCAACACCUUAACUAUACAUUGGUGGACCUAUUACCACAGAAUAAAUAGUACUAGGUACAGAAGACUCACUCAACAAAGCGCGUCUGUUACGAUCAGGACAGAUAUGGCCGCUAGGUGGCGACAGCGCCACGCGCGGCUUAUGGCUAGCCACCAAAAUUGGUGUGGAACGGAUGUACUUUUAGCUACCUGUAGCAAAGCGACUAAAUCGCGGAGUGCUAUUACAAAAGGCAUAAGGUCCAC
This is a messenger RNA of Cydia fagiglandana, 4696 nucleotides long. RefSeq lists its product as uncharacterized. NCBI's taxonomy places the organism in Eukaryota, Metazoa, Arthropoda, Insecta, Lepidoptera, Tortricidae. Gene Ontology annotation, molecular function: nucleic acid binding. The record is from RefSeq and is a predicted model, not a curated record. The coding region runs from base 215 to 4093 and encodes 1292 amino acids. The transcript is spliced from 19 exons.